Brassica oleracea var. oleracea is the source of this 865-nucleotide messenger RNA. RefSeq names its product MIP18 family protein At1g68310-like. Lineage: Eukaryota; Viridiplantae; Streptophyta; Magnoliopsida; Brassicales; Brassicaceae. The record is from RefSeq and is a predicted model, not a curated record. The transcript has 5 exons. Gene Ontology annotation, biological process: iron-sulfur cluster assembly. The coding region runs from base 94 to 576 and encodes 160 amino acids.
UCGUUGUUCUGUGUUGGCUCGUUAGGGUUUCCGAAUCUCACUUGUUUUUCUUUUCUCCUGUUUUCUCCUGUUUAAAUAUUUUGGCCGAGAAACAUGGUUUCUAGGUUAAGUAAUGAGAAGCCAAUCGUGUACGAGACUAAAGAGCAUCAUGUUCGUCCUGAUUCGAGCAAUACAGAUGUUCUUUCACUAGAACCAAUCGACCAUCUCAAGAUUUUUGAUCAUAUAAGAAAUAUCAAAGAUCCAGAGCGCCCUUCUUCUUUGGAACACCUCAAAGUACUUACAAAAGACUCAGUCGAAGUGGAUGAUGACAAGAGUUAUGUUAGGAUUACAUUCACUCCAACUAUGAAACUUUGUGGCAUGACUACCUUAAUCGGUCUUUGUGUCCGCGUGAAACUUAUGCGAAACCUUCCUGGGCGAUACAAAGUUGAUAUAAGAGUAGCACCCGGUAGUCAUGCAACAGAGGCUGCAGUCAAUAAACAACUAAACGACAAAGAACGUGUGUCCGCUGCAUUAAAGAAUCCAUACAUCGUGGAGAUCGUCGAUGAAUGUCUUUCCCAUCAUUUAAAUGUUGCUUGAUGCCCUCAAGGUUCACUAUCGUGAUAUGUCUCUGCUUCUACCGCAAAGAUUUUCAUCAACUAGGACUUAUCUUGUGUUCAGUUUAUUGUUUCGAUCUAGACUUAGGAACUUAUCCCUGGAAUGAUAAUUGAUAUGACCCUAUUCUUAGGCAUUUGCUGUCUUAGAAAGGAAACAACGAGAAGAAGAUUAAUAAUUUUGGAAAGGAUUAUUUCAAUUACGCUACGUCUCCCUGUUCUCUUAUUGUUCCAUUGGUUUCUAUCUUCAGUGACAGUCUGUAAUAUAUAAACUA